AUGGCUGCUCGGAGCUGCUUGCAGGGCCUUCUUCGGCUCCUGGCACCCUCGGCUUUGGAGGAUCCGAAGGAGAGGAGGAGGAGGGCGUGGGGUGAAGCCCAGCAGAAAGCCAAGGACUUCUUGCGAGACUGGCUUCAGGCCCAUCCCGGUGAAGAGGUGCCCGAAAGUGUCUUCCUUGCCUGUGAGGCGUCCCUGAAGCGUCGAUUUGCAGAUCUCGGAGCAGAGAACUUGAAGCUCUCCUUCGUUCGCUACAGCUUUCAGGAUCUCCUCAAAACGGAGGGUCCGCCGGAGCGGGUUCGGAGCCCCGGAGAGUGGGAAGCCCUCUUCCCGCGAUAUCCCGCGCUUGAGGACGGCUACCUGAGAAGCUUCGAGCCCGAAGAGUCCUUGGCGAUCCGGGAGGCGCUGGAGAAGUACGGAUUCUGUGUGGUGAGGGUCCUGUCGAAGGAGGAGUGCGAGUCGAGCGUGGCCGCAAUGUUCGAGGAGAUCAACCUCCUACGGGGCAGGAAAGGCGUUGAGGGUCCUGCUGUGACGGUGGAGGAUCCCUCCACUUGGUUCGACAAGAACUGGCCUUCCUCCUGCAAGUUCCUCUUGGAUGAUGUGGCCUUGCACAAGCAGGCUUUCGCGAACCGCUGUUCUCGGAAAAUCUACCGGGCCUUCUCCGGAAUCUGGCAGGAAGAGAAGCUGCAUGUGUCUGUGGACAAGUGGGGCGUUGCACGCGGCGCCAAGGAUCGGCCCAGGUGGAGGGUGGGGCUGAAGCCUCACUGGGACGUGAACCCGUGGCAAUGUCAGAGAGACAUGGAGGCUGGGAUUGACCCGGGCUACCAGGGCCUCGUUGCUUUAAGGGAUCAUGACCUUGAGACGGGUUGCCACCUGACGCUUCCCGGCUGCAGAGGCUUCCUGAAGCAGUGGUGCCUGGAACGGCGUUUGGAGAAGGUCUCGAGCUCGUCGAAGUCCUUCCGGGCUUCGGAGGAGGAUCCUAUCCUUCGGUACAUGCAGCCGGUGCCCUUGCGACAGGGUGAAAUGGUGAUCUGGUCCUGUGCCCAGCUGCACGGCAGCACGCAUAAUUCGAGCAGCAAGAUGCGCCUGGCCCAGUACAUCCGCAUGUUUCCGGCACCCAGGGCAGGCUGCAAGGCCAACUACGACGAAAAGGACAACUUCAGCUGCACCCGGGUGUUGCAGAAAUGCCUGAAGACGGGUCAGCUGACAUGGAGCGAACUCGAUGACUUACAGGUUGACCCGCUUGGUCGAGAACUGCUUGGAGUGGACCUGCUUCGCACAACGUAG
Symbiodinium necroappetens is the source of this 1284-nucleotide messenger RNA. The record is from the annotation of a GenBank genome assembly. Lineage: Eukaryota; Dinophyceae; Suessiales; Symbiodiniaceae.